Staurois parvus is the source of this 388-nucleotide messenger RNA. The record is from the annotation of a GenBank genome assembly. NCBI's taxonomy places the organism in Eukaryota, Metazoa, Chordata, Amphibia, Anura, Ranidae.
GAGAGCGGAUAUAGUGAAUGCGGGGUCCGGGGAGAGCGGAUAUAGUGAAUGCGGGGUCCGGGGAGAGCGGAUAUAGUGAAUGCGGGGUCCGGGGAGAGCGGAUAUAGUGAAUGCGGGGUCCGGGGAGAGCGGAUAUAGUGAAUGCGGGGUCCGGGGAGAGCGGAUAUAGUGAAUGGGGGUCCAGGGAGAGCGGAUAUAGUGAAUGGGGGUCCAGGGAGAGCGGAUAUAGUGAAUGGGGGUCCAGGGAGAGCAGAUAUAGUGAAUGCGGGGUCCAGGGAGAGCGGAUAUAGUGAAUGCAGGGUCCGGGGAGAGCGGAUAUAGUGAAUGGGGGUCCAGGGAGAGCAGAUAUAGUGAAUGCAGGGUCGGGGGUUUAGAUAAAUGAAAGCAG